Pocillopora verrucosa is the source of this 2195-nucleotide messenger RNA. RefSeq names its product E3 ubiquitin-protein ligase RNF166. Lineage: Eukaryota; Metazoa; Cnidaria; Anthozoa; Scleractinia; Pocilloporidae. Gene Ontology annotation, molecular function: ubiquitin protein ligase activity. Gene Ontology annotation, biological process: ubiquitin-dependent protein catabolic process; protein polyubiquitination. The record is from RefSeq and is a predicted model, not a curated record.
UUAUACUGCUCUGAAAAGCGGAAACUGUUGGUUGAGUUUGCAGCAGUAAAUUACUGUAAACAACCUAAUUUUCAGCCUCUGAGGAGGAAAUGGCUACAGGGGGAUAUCAUGGAAAACCACUGGAUACGGAAGAGGACUUACAGUGCCCUGUCUGUUUGGAAAUUUUCGAAAAUCCCAUCUCUAUUCCUUGCGGACACACUUUUUGCAGUGAUUGCUUGAGUUCAGUUGAAAAUCUUUCUGGAUCAUCCACAUGUCCUGUUUGUCGGGAUAAUUUCAACUUUAAUGAGAAAAGAAGAGCAAGAGACAUUGACCGGCAGAUUCGUCACAGUACAGGAACCUGUUCUAGUUGUAACAGACAGUUUCCUAUGUCAAGAUUAAGAGAGCACAGAUCAUCCUGUGAGACAGUUUCUCCACUACCUUUUGUCCCUGUUGCUCGUACCUCACAACCUAGGCCAGAGCUUAAAAAUCGAUCAACAUUCAGUUGUCCCUUUUGCUCCCAAAGUAACUUGGACAGUAAAGGAAUGUUAAAGCAUGUGAACAAUUAUCACAAAAAUGAGAGGCAAUCUGUGGUUUGUCCAAUCUGUGCCAGCAUGCCGUGGGGAAAUCCCAAUCAGAAGAGUGGUGAUUUUGUUCAACAUCUUAAUUUGCGGCAUAAAUUUGAAUAUGAUACAUAUGUGGACUUUAACAAUGACGAAGAUGCAAUUCUACAGCAAGUUUUGGCUCAGUCAGUUCGAGACAGAUGAUAACUUUUAAUUAAUGAUUUUCUUCCUUAAGUUCUUACUUUCAAUGGUGCCCUUAUCCUUCAAUUGUUUUUUAAUUAAUAAGGUAUUAAGAUGGAGUUGAGGAGAACCACCUAAAAAACAUUUCACUGUGUACUGUGAUCAUCCAGGUGUGAGUGGUUAGUAGUUCUGAGAAAGACAAGAAGAAACAGUCAACUCUGUUUGACAACUUCUGCAAAGUUGACAAAAUAUCAGUAACUAUGAUCAACACAAUCUGUCUCAGAGCUAUUCUCACCAAGAUGAUCAGACUACAUGAUCAACUUUCUUGUUACUAUAAUUGCAACCUAGGACUAUUACAGAUUCCAUGUUGUCGUGCAUCUGUUCAGUGAUAGACCACAUAUGAUGUCAAAUGUGGUAACAAGAAAAAACUGGCACACAAGGCACAGCCAAGUGUCACUGAAUGAUGUUCCUACCAUAUUUUGAUGUCAUGUGUGAUCUUUUACUGAACAAAUCCACAGCAACAUGGAAUACAUUUGUUUUGUAUGAUAAAUAGUCAAAAUUAAAUGUUGUCAGUAGUGAAUCAUCUAAUUAUGUGUCUGUCCUCUGGUGGAUCAAAUGUAGGAACCAAUCAAAAUACAUGUAUGAUUUAACCUAUCAUAUAUAUCACUGUGUUCAAUGUUGAAGAAAUCUUUAAAACACAGUCAACUUUCUGUUAACAGAUACUCAUGUAAGCAGACAGUUCUACUUAUGGACACUUUUUAAACUUUCCUUUUUGCCUCCCAGUCAAACUCUGUAUUUAUACAUUCCCAUAAGCGGACACUCCCUCAUAGGUGGACAUACACACUUAAAGAAUUGAAAAUUGGAUUUUCUUUUGUUUACACUCUCUUGUAAGGGGAUUCUCCAUGGAUAAUAAUUGACUCUUAGCAAUAUGAUUUGUCUUGACAUUGCAAAUCAACAAAAAUAUGAACUUUGACUCAGCAAUAUAGCAUCAGGGUCAGUUUUAUAAAAUCUUCAUUUGUGCACAGGAAAGCAAGCAAGCUCUCCUGUUAACCAACAUCCACCCUCUUUUCUUUGGAGUUCGCUUAUGGGAAUAAUUCUUGUAGGCAGACAGUUCUAUCAAUGAAUACUUUUCCUAAUUCCCUGAGGGUGUCUGCCUUGAGAGUUGAAUUUCUUUUGACAUUCAACUAUGCCAUCAGCAUACAUGUGCUGGUUUCACACUUGGUGUAUUGAAAAGGAAUAUUUGAGAAUGACAGGAAACAGGAUUAAACACAAUGGUUGGUCUGUGAUAGUAACAUGUUAAAAAAUUAAAACAAAAAAAAAACAAAGAAACCACAAAACUCCGUAAGUCUCUCAAUAGGUUGUUUUAGUAGAGAUUACUGGUAGUAUCCUUUAGAUCUGCUCAUAAAUUGCACCUAUUGCACCCGCAAGUCUCUCAAUAGGUUGUUUUAGUAGAGAUUACUGGUAGUAUCCUUUAGA